This is a messenger RNA of Papilio machaon (common yellow swallowtail), 1680 nucleotides long. Its product is annotated as mitochondrial enolase superfamily member 1. The coding region runs from base 128 to 1501 and encodes 457 amino acids. The transcript is spliced from 9 exons. Gene Ontology annotation, molecular function: L-fuconate dehydratase activity; magnesium ion binding. Gene Ontology annotation, biological process: amino acid catabolic process; carbohydrate catabolic process. The record is from RefSeq and is a predicted model, not a curated record. Lineage: Eukaryota; Metazoa; Arthropoda; Insecta; Lepidoptera; Papilionidae.
AUUAUGUAUCUUUAUAUUUUCUAUUUAAAUGUUGAUAAUGAAAUGAAUGAGGUUAUCUGAGGGCUACAGAGCACGAGACGUUUUCGCGCAGUUGACGAGCUCAGUAGUGAAGUGAUACUGCGCAGAGAUGCCCGUGCCUGAUAGAACCGGAUUGAAGAUCGUUGACAUUGACGUCAAAGACGUAAGGUUUCCUACGUCGCUGGGAGGACACGGCUCUGAUGCUUUGCACACCGAUCCAAACUACUCGUGUGCUUACGUUACAAUCACAACAGAAAAGGGCAGCAAGGGCUAUGGUUUGACGUUUACUUGUGGGCGCGGCACCGAGGUGGUCGUCUACAAUGUCAGGUCCUUAAAGAAGUUCAUCUUGGGCAAGAACGCAGCGGAUAUAUUCGCAGACUUCGCUGGCUUUUGGCGCGCCAUCACAAAUGACUCACAGAUGAGAUGGAUUGGGCCAGAGAAGGGAGUAAUCCACUUGGCGGUAGCAGCCAUAUUAAAUUCCCUUUGGGAUCUGUGGGCCAGGCUAGAGAACAAGCCUAUAUGGAGGCUGUUAGUGGACAUGGAACCUGAGGAGUUGGUGUCAACGAUCGAUUUCCGUUACAUAACCGAUGUUUUAACUAAAGAAGAAGCAAUACAAUUGCUUAAAGAUAAAAAUAAUGGUAAACAGAAAAGAGUGAAGUAUUUAGAGGAAAAUGGAUAUCCGGCGUACACGACUCAAGUUGGUUGGCUGGGAUAUAGCGAUGAGACGGUGAAAGAACUAUGCGAAAAAUAUAUAAAACUUGGCUUCACUCAUUUCAAAGUUAAAGUCGGUCUGAAUUUAGAAGAAGAUUACAGAAGGUGCACUCAAGUUCGGAAAUACAUUGGCAAGGAUAGGUUCUUGAUGGUUGAUGCAAAUCAAGCUUGGAGUGUUAACGAAGCUAUUGACUGGAUGAAAAAACUAGCGCCAUUAAAUAUAUUAUGGAUUGAGGAACCAACAUCACCUGACGAUGUGUUGGGGCACGCUACAAUUUCUCAGGCGUUAAGGCCAUACGGUAUAGGCGUGGCUACGGGCGAGAUGUGCGCGAACCGCGUCAUGUUCAAGCAGUUCCUGCAGAGCGGGGGUAUGCAGUACUGUCAGAUCGACUCCGCGCGUAUUGGAGGUAUCAACGAAAUACUCGCCGUAUACUUGAUGGCUUACAAAUUUAAUGUGAAAGUGUGCCCGCACGCGGGUGGUGUGGGACUGUGUGAGAUGGUACAACACUUGCAGUGCUGGGACUACGCCUCACUCUCCGGCACUAUGGAGGGCCGCCUCAUUGAGUACGUCGACCAACAACAUGAACACUUCUACGACCCUACUCUUGUUGAAAACGCAACAUAUCUCGCACCUAAAUUGCCUGGAUACAGCACACAAUUCCUGCCAGAAACACUGGAGAAAUACACAUACCCAAAUGGUAGCGAAUGGCAGCGGAUGUUUAAAGAAGGCAUAUUUCCUCCACCCGAUGAUACUGAACUAGCAAAUGUAUAAAUAUUAACUACAUACAUACAUUGUGAGUUACGGAAUCAUAAUAUAGUCGAACCAGUAUAAGCGAGAUUAUACCUCCUUAGACCUUGAUAUUUUUCUCGCUGACAAAGGUUUCUCUCCCGUUUCUAGCUUAUAAAGGUCGUUUCGUGACCUGACAAUAACUCUCCCUUAUCCAGGUUCGA